AUGAAAAAAUUAUAAAUAGAAGUUAAUUUUCAUAAUCAGAGAAAAUUAGAAAAGUAAAACAAGGAAAAUCAUGUAUAUGCUCCUAACUUCUAAUAUAAUUUUAGAUUCUAAAAAGUUUUUAAAUCCCAACAGCAAAUAGCCUUCGAAUCCUACAAUUUUUAUCAAUACAAAUAAAAAUAUACAUCUAAAAUUUAUAUUAGCCCUAGCAUAAUUCAUGAAAAGCUAAAAGAUUAUGGAGGAAUUUCAUAAUCUAAAAAUUCUUUUUCCCUCCCGGAUCCCAUCUCUUCCCGUUCUUCUAUUACCCAGCGCUUCUUGAAUUCAAAUUUUAUAAUAGGUACCUUAAAUUUUAGAUUGAGCUUUGAGAGUUAUCGUUAUCGUUAUCACCUGAUUAUAAGAGAUUGA
This is a messenger RNA of Tetrahymena thermophila SB210, 402 nucleotides long. RefSeq lists its product as hypothetical. The transcript has 3 exons. The record is from RefSeq and is a predicted model, not a curated record. Lineage: Eukaryota; Ciliophora; Oligohymenophorea; Hymenostomatida; Tetrahymenidae.